GGAAUCCUGAUAUGAAUGACGCUUUAAAGAGAUAAGCCGAGCAGAUGCAGGAAUACACAGAAGGAUGUAUAUAUUUUGAUGUCAAGUACCCUUCAACUACUCUUAUAGAUAUCCGGCGCUUUAAUAAUUCAUGAUUUGCGUUUCAUCAGACUCUCUUCGCCUGUUUCGUAAUUUCAUUCAGCCCCGUAAAUGUUUCCUCAUCUCUCCGUGCCAUAUUCAUACUUAUACUCUUCCUCCUAUUUUGGCCCAUCCUCGACCGUAUCACUUCAAUUUUUAUCCCUUACAGUUUGUUCCGCACAACCUUAUAUUGCUUGUUUGCAACUCUAUUUAAUCUUUUAUUGCUGUCUAAUAUACAUAUCACCCGCUUAGCGACUGAAGGCGAUGUCGUCGAUUCUCAAG
This is a messenger RNA of Babjeviella inositovora NRRL Y-12698, 399 nucleotides long. RefSeq lists its product as uncharacterized. The transcript has a single exon. The record is from RefSeq and is a predicted model, not a curated record. Lineage: Eukaryota; Fungi; Ascomycota; Pichiomycetes; Serinales. Bases 131 to 331 code for a protein of 66 amino acids.